This is a messenger RNA of Antechinus flavipes (yellow-footed antechinus), 2204 nucleotides long. It is a transcript of the gene IQCG, whose product is annotated as IQ motif containing G. Gene Ontology annotation, biological process: sperm axoneme assembly; cilium organization. NCBI's taxonomy places the organism in Eukaryota, Metazoa, Chordata, Mammalia, Dasyuromorphia, Dasyuridae. Bases 449 to 1801 code for a protein of 450 amino acids. The record is from RefSeq and is a predicted model, not a curated record. Gene Ontology annotation, molecular function: protein binding. Gene Ontology annotation, cellular component: cytoplasm; sperm flagellum. The transcript is spliced from 12 exons.
UAAGUAACUCGUUACCUUGGGAGUUCGCCAGAGAGAGGUGGGAAUGGAGGUUUGGGACUGCAAGGGAGGGCAACUUUCUGUCCCUUUUCCAGGAUUUAAGUUUUGGUUCGGAAAUCUACGAGGAGUUGCCGGACUCGUUCCUUGCCUGCUCAGGAAUUAGGUGCUGUCUCCAGGGGCAGGCGGGAGGACACCUUUUCCCACCAUCAUCCCCCUUUUCCUCGUCUCUCUUCCCCCCCUCUUCCCCGUCCUUUCUACGACACUUCGGACCACCGCAAGAAAGUUUUCCUCUUUGCCAAAUUGAAGAAUAGGAGGUGUUUACAUUUUUAUGAAGUAUUGAAGGCCCAAUGGAAAACAUUAAACAUAUCCCAACGAUAAAGAUAUCGCAAAGUUUUUGAAGUUUGGUUCAAAUCCAUAAUAAGACAGACAAAGACAAAGACAUGUAAAUGCCAUGGACUUACAUAUCUAUCUUGAAAAGGAGGAGGAAGAAGAGGAGGAAGAAGAAGAUGAGGAAGAGGAUUCAGAAUCUACCCCUUCUAAGACUUUGCAUCCUCAAGUAGUAUCUGUGACUGGAUCUCCUCCAGGUACUCAAGUUUCUGAUGAACCUGAAAAAACAUUUGUACCUGCAGAGUUACCUGUCAUCCAUGAAAUAAUAGAUACGCUCCCUCUUCUGGAUGUGCUGAGGAUUUCUGCAGUUCUGGAGGAUACCCUAGACCAGCUUUCAAUUUUAAAUUACAUCAUGCCAAUUCCAUUUGAAAAAAAGAAAGAGACCGUUCAUAAAUCAAGUAAAGAUAUGCACAUAGUCAUCCAAAGCCUAGAUAGAUUGCAGACAUCUAUCAUGCAUCAAAGAAAAUCUGGCACAGCAGCAGAAUUAGAAGGACCUAAGACACAUCAGACUGAAAACCCUGAAGAGAAAAAGGAAGAAUGCUUUACUAAAAGACCUGCAAGACAAAGCAUCCUGACUUUAGAAACUCUUGGAAAAGUUCAGGCUGAUAGAGAGUAUGCCAGUGAAAUACUUACAGAAACCGUAAAGGAGAUGCAGAGUUUGGGAACAUUCACUAAACUUAUGAAAGCUUUGGAGAAAGAGAAGGAAAAAAAAACAAACUUCUGUGAAAUCAUUGCCAGAGAAGAAAAAGAGAGAAAACUGAUAAAAUCUCUCCAGAAAGAUCUUCAGGAUGUCAAAAAUGAGCGGCAAGUAGAAACACAGGGUCGGAAUGAAUAUAUUGCACAUCUCAAAGACCAGCUGCAAGAGUUGAAGGCAAAAACUAAUAUGGAAAGUCGAUAUGUGAAGAAAAAUACUGACUUGCAGAUUGCUCAGACCCAGAAAAAAUGCAACAAAGAAGAAGAGGUCUUGCUGGAAGAGAUUGAUAAAUUGAGACUCAAAACUGAUGAAGAGAUUCGGGUCCACUUAGAAAUUGAAAGCUUCCUCAAGAGAGAACAGCAGAAACUGGAAGAGAAGUUAGAGUACUGGAUGGAAAAGUAUGAUAAAGACACAGAAGCAAAACAAAAUGAACUGAAUAGUCUUAAGUAUGCAAGGACCAGUGACUUGGCAACCUUGCAGGAUCUUGCUAAACAGUUAAGGGAGUUCGAACAGGUCAUAAUUGAGGAUCGGCUAGAAAAGGAGAAGGCCAGGAAGAAGAUAGAACAGGAUGCCCUGGAACACAGUAGCAUCAUAAAGCUUCAGGCCUGGUGGAGAGGCACCAUGGUGCGAAGAGAACUGGGCAACUUCAAGAUGCCUAAGAGAGAAAAAGACGAUAGCAGGGAUUCAAAAGGCAAAGGGAAGAAGGCAGUCAGGAAGAGAUGAUGGUGCUCGCUCUGGCUUUUUCUUUUCAUCUGUUAGGGGUUAGGAAGUAGAAAGGAGGAAUUAAAAGGGGCAAAAACCUCACCAGCUGGGCGUUAUUUCUUAUUUAAACAACCUCCUGAAGAGCGCAAAGACUGAACAGGGAUCCUUGAUGACUUUAGAUUUUGAAGUUCAGUGCUCAAACAAGAUGAUUUUUUUCCCCUAAACCCAGGGAUAUUAGGACAAAAUUUGGAUUUCUUGGUCGAUUUAGUGCCUGAUAUAAUCUGACCUUAUAUCAAGAAGGACCUUUUCUAGGAGCUCUAGAAAGACGUCUCUCUUUUGACACCAAUACAACUAGAAAAAACAAUUUCUGUGCCCAUUACAGUGAAAUUGUUUAAUGAUGAUGCACUAAAAGUACUGGAAUUAA